Molecule: messenger RNA, 3009 nt
Organism: Nothoprocta perdicaria
Lineage: Eukaryota; Metazoa; Chordata; Aves; Tinamiformes; Tinamidae
Gene: ANAPC4
Product: anaphase promoting complex subunit 4
Exons: 27
Coding region: 1-2358 (785 amino acids)
Biological process (GO): protein K11-linked ubiquitination; positive regulation of mitotic metaphase/anaphase transition; anaphase-promoting complex-dependent catabolic process
Cellular component (GO): nuclear periphery; anaphase-promoting complex
Source: RefSeq, a predicted model, not a curated record
AUGCCGCCGUUCCGGCAGGUCGGCGAGAAGCAGCUGCCGCAGGAGGUUCUCUUCAUGGCCUGGUCCCCCAAGCGCGACCUCAUCGCGCUGGCCAACCGCGCCGGGGAGUUUGGCAUAAAACAAAUACGAAGUUUUGCAUGUUGGUUGUUAAUAUAUUAUACUUUUCCUUCUCUAGUUUUGGCUUUUGGCCUGAAUGAUACCAAGAGGAUUAUUCUGUGUGAUGUAGAAAAACCUGAAAGUUUGCACUCCUUCUCCGUGGACUCUUCCAUUACCUACAUGCACUGGAUGGAGGUAACUGAGGAAAGCAGUGUUCUCACUUCCUUUUACAACGCCGAGGAUGAGUCGAAUCUCCUUCUGCCUAAAUUACCUGCGCUACCAAAAAAUUAUAGCACCACUGCGAAAAUCUUUAGUGAAGAAAAAUCAGACGAGAUUAUGAAGCUUCUGGGGGAUGUAAGGCUCAAUGCUCUUGUUCUUGGUGGCAGCUCGGGAUUCAUUGAGGUUUAUGCCUACGGAAUGUUCAAAAUUGCUCUCGUCACUGGGGUGCCAGGUUCUUGUCGUGGCUUAUGUUUAUCUAGUGAUUUGAAAUCACUAUCAGUUAUUACAGAGAUACAAGACUCUCCAGACAGUGAAGCAGAGAUGACAUAUUUUCAGCUGGACACCAGUCUCUUAUCAAGUUACUUACCUGAAGUAACUCGAAUGGCUCGAAAAUUUACUCACAUUUCAACUCUUCUACAGUAUAUAAAGUUAUCAUUGACAUGCAUGUGUGAAGCCUGGGAAGAAAUACUGAUGCAGAUGGACUCCCGGCUAACAAAGUUUGUGCAGGAAAAGAAUACAACCACUUCUGUUCAGGAUGAGUUUAUGCAGCUGUUAUUAUGGGGCAAAGCAAGUCUGGAACUUCAGGCAUUAUUAAUGAACCAGCUGACAGUAAAGGGUUUAAAGAAACUUGGUCAGUCCAUAGAGUCUUCGUACUCCAGUAUACAAAAGUUGGUCAUAAGUCACCUACAGAGUGGCUCUGAGGCACUGUUAUACCACUUGAGUGAAUUGAAAGGAAUGGCAUUAUGGAAACAAAAAUAUGAGUCUCUGGGAUUAGAUGCAUCUGGAAUUGAAGAUGCUAUUACUGCUGUUGGUUCUUUCAUCCUGAAAGCAAAUGAGUUGCUUCAGGUUAUUGACAGCAGCAUGAAAAACUUCAAAGCGUUUUUUCGAUGGCUCUAUGUAGCCAUGUUGAGGAUGUCAGAAGAUCACGUGCUUCCUGAGCUGAACAAGAUGACGCAAAAAGAUAUCACAUUUGUUGCUGAUUUCCUUACUGAGCACUUCAAUGAGGCACCGGAGCUCUAUAAUCGUAAAGGAAAAUACUUCAAUGUGGAGAGAGUUGGCCAGUAUUUGAAAGAUGAAGAUGAUGACCUUGUAUCACCACCUAAUACAGAGGGAAAUCAGUGGUUUAACUUUCUUAAGAAUAGUACCCAUCUUAAAGAAAGUCCACUGUUGUUUCCCUAUUACCCUGAGAAGUCGCUACAUUUUGUCAAAAAGCAAAUGGAAGAGAUCAUUGAUCAGUGUUUACAGAAACCAGCUGAUGUAAUUGGAAAGUCAGUGAAUCAAGCAGUCUGCAUGUCUCUCUACAAAACUUCUCAAAGUGAAGAUUCCAUGCCACAGUUAUUUAAACUUCCAUUUCUGUGGAAUGAUAAAACCUCCAAUAUCCAUUAUGUUCUCUUCACCAUGUUAGAAAGCUCUGUUUCCAAAAUAUACAUUUUGAGGAGACACACGGAUACUUCCAGAUCUGUCAAUAAUGGACUUAUUGCUGUAGAGUUUGGAAGCUUCUUGAACAGCAGUAUAAAUGACAGCUCAGACUCAAGGUGCUACAGUUGUUUAGAUGCACAUUUCUAUGAUGAUGAGACAAUAACUGUAGUUCUGAAGGAGAGUGUGGAACAAGAGGGGAAGGAGAGAAUCUUGGCUCAGCUGCCUUUAUCUUCAGUAUACACUGAUGAGGACCAAGAAAAGGAAUUCAUCUGGGAUCCUGCUAAAAGGCUGGAUGAACAAAGUGGUGAGAUAUCCACACGGACAGUGUUUUUGGAGAAUCAAUGGAGAGUGCUGGAGAAUAUGAAAGCUCAGUAUGUUGCUGUAAAUGGCAUUAGAAAAGUUUCCUGUGUGCUAAGUUCAAACCUCCGUCAUGUGAGGGUAUUCGAAAUGGAUGUAGAAGAUGAUGGGGAGGCUGAAGAGGAAGAAGAAGAAGAAACUCCAGUUGCAGCUGGGGAGCCUGAAGAGCUGAAUCAGUCUGCAGGCAGCCAAGACAAUGAGAGUGGUGCUCCUGCUGAAGAACUGCCAGGGGAGACUGAAGAACAGGAAUCAAGCCUGGAUCCUUGACAUGGGCUUUGAUACUGGGAAAGGGACAAAGCUGAAAUCCAACAUCGGGGCACCCACCUGGCGUGUGCUGCACCUGCUCAGCAGCAUCUACGUGCUGUGUGUGUCAGGGCACUGCAGAGAGCUGGGGCUCUCUGUGUGCUACAGUCUGUUUGCUGUGUUUCUUUGGGGGGUGGGAAAGCACAUUACUGAUGUGAUUUCUUCCAGAGUUUUUUAUUUGCUCUUUUGUGUAGGUGGGAAUAAUAGGAAAUAACAGAAGUUUUCCCAGCCAGCCCGUUCAGUCCUGAAUUCUGCUCUUAACAAAAAUGACCUUGUAUGUGAUAAUGACAGUAUCGCGUGUUUUAAGGACCAAGUUAUUUCCCUCUCAGACUGUGUUCUAAUGAAUGAGUGCAAAGACUUCUGGUAGAGCCAAAAUUUAAAUGUGUAUAUUGCCAACAGCAUGCCAGCAGAUCAGUGUAAAACCAGUGAGACACCAAAAUUUAGCAACUGUUAACUACAUUAAAAAUAUUUUGUCUACAUUUGUAUUCACAAUGUUUGUAAUGUUUGUUCAAACUGUGAGGGUUAAUGGUCAGUGCAGCGUUUUUGUGUUUUGUCAAAAAUGUGUGUGUCCCUCAAUGUGCCUUUGGUUCUGUGAGAUUAUUGUUGAAAUUCUGU